Molecule: messenger RNA, 1780 nt
Organism: Pelagomonas calceolata
Lineage: Eukaryota; Pelagophyceae; Pelagomonadales; Pelagomonadaceae
Source: the annotation of a GenBank genome assembly
CGGCGCGUAGCGCUCCCCGCGCACGACCGUGCGUGACCUCAGGUGCCAAUUCUCGGCCGACCAUCUGCCGACCAGGUGCUGCCCCGCGCUGUGGCUACCGCGCUGUGCCGUGUACAAAGCAAGUCGAGCUCUGCGCCUGGGUCUGGAGUAGGGCCGAGCGCUGCACACGACGAUGCCGUGGACGUGUGACCUGUGGGAACGAGCCGUGAGGCGCCGGUAGCAUGAGGAUGCUAUGCCUCCUCACGUGCGCCGUCGCAGCCGCCGCAGCUCGGAACACCCGCGGUGCGCGGUCCACCAAAGGAGGACAGAACGUCCGUAGGCAGCGCCGGCCGUCGCUCGUCGCCAUCGAGCACGCGUAUAAUCUAAGCAAGGCGUCCGCGGGCCGGGAAGCCAUUGAUGAAGCGGUGCUGUUCGUCGCGAACGAAGAGCGCGCCGGCUCGACGCUCGGCGCGCGCGCCGCAAACGAGGUCGCCCGACUCCUGCGGGCAAAGCAGACGGCGCCCGGCGCCGACGAGGUCGCGCCGCUGCUCCGACCGGGCCGCGAAGUCUGCGCGGUGACGAAAAAAACGUUGCGGGAGGACGGCGUGUACUUGUACCGAGGCGACGACGCAGUAGUACCGUAUGCGCACGACUGCUGGAUCCUGCGCGCGCGGUACCACACCGCGCCCGGCUGCGAACCGAAGACGGCGGGAGUUGGCCGCGCCGCUGGCGCACCGCCGGUCUGGGCCUGGCACUGGACCGUGCGAGACGCCGCCCAGGGCAAGUGCUCCUUGCCGGAUACGCGCGACCCCGCGCUCGCCGCAGCGAGCUACCUCCGCCUCACGAACAGGCGACCGCGGUCCGGCAGGAAGCUCACGCUCGUCUUGCUUGGUUUGUCGUACAUGGGCCAGCCCUUCAUCUCCCUGGGCUGCAAGGCCGCGCGGUACCUGGACGGCGGCGCGUCGAAGGUCCGCACGCGCAUCAAAACAGCGCAAGAGGAGCCCCAGUGGCGUCCGAUACAUACGGUGCGAUCCGAACCCAACGCGACGCGACCGGCGGUGUGCACCGGCUUUGUUCGACACGACGUGGCGAACUGGUACCCCUCUCCGACCCACAAUAAACAACCACCGCCCGUGCAACGGCCGCUCACCUGUACCGCGCUGUGUGGAAAUCAACCCGUGAGCCAGAUGACUCACCGUUCAACACAGGCACCGCGGACGGCGGCAUCUACGAAUUUCCAGGGGAUCCAGGUCUGCGAGUGUGCUACAAAUAUCAAUUUGGGAAAAUAAGCGAUCAGGGCCUGAAGGCGCCCUGUGGGAUAGCCCUGAAGAACGUGGACAUCCUGUUGACGUACCGGUCGAAGAGCGAAGCCCUCAAGUCCUCCGCGCUCCUCCGCGCGGAGCAGAUCCAGGGGCUGCACGUGGAAUCCGUCGACGGCGUCUACCAAGACGCGCUCGUUUCUCAGCUCAAGAACGCGUUCCGGCGGAAGAACCUGGCGCCCCCCACGCGCGACUAUCCGCGCGCCACGCCUCAGAAAUGCGCCGCGCACGACGUGCACUUCGCCCAGCCCGGCGUGCCGGACUACGCCGUCGACGCGUGGCUCGCCUGGUUGGCUUCUGGUUUGAGAGCUGGGUAACAAACGACCGGACCUUCAAGCUGCAAGCAGUGGGGAGGUUCACGAGGAUGCGUCGAGUUGUACUCUAGGCAUGUGGUGCAUGUGCAGACGGAGAGAGAUGGUGGGACGUGGGGUACCGGGUGUCGCCCGUCGUCAAAGUCCAAAAUUAAUAAUGGAGAGAGAGAG